Molecule: messenger RNA, 1949 nt
Organism: Poeciliopsis prolifica (blackstripe livebearer)
Lineage: Eukaryota; Metazoa; Chordata; Actinopteri; Cyprinodontiformes; Poeciliidae
Gene: soat1
Product: sterol O-acyltransferase 1
Exons: 16
Coding region: 93-1802 (569 amino acids)
Biological process (GO): cholesterol metabolic process; cholesterol efflux
Cellular component (GO): endoplasmic reticulum membrane
Molecular function (GO): cholesterol binding; fatty-acyl-CoA binding; cholesterol O-acyltransferase activity
Source: RefSeq, a predicted model, not a curated record
CUCACGUUGUCGUUAUUAGACCAAGACAAGCUGCCUGUCUGUUUAGUAGUCAGGGGAAGCCUCGACGGAGAGGACCGGGCUGCGGAAGCGAGAUGGAAACCGGAGGAGAAAGUUUGCUCAGGUCCCGCAGCCGAGCCGUCAACGAUCCGUCUGCCUUCCCAGACCUGGAUGGAGGAUCUAGUCCUGGAAGACAUCCGCAUGGGAACGGCGAUAACCACAUCACAAGCAAUGGGAAAAUUGAAGUGGAGCAUGUGAUCAGCAAAAAGCUGCAACUAAAAAGGAAAGCAGAGGGCCUGAAGAGUGACCUGAUGCGUCAGUUUGAAAGCCAAGUCCAUGAUUUUAUGGACAGUCUUAUUGAAGAAUCAGCCAGCCUUGAGUCCACACCUCUACCUGCAGCCUUCUCACCUCCACUGUCGGACAAGGAGAGGAGCAAACUUGGGCACUUUCAGCCUCCUCAUGGCCACGGGAAGCACUUUGUUACUCGGAGAUCCCUGCUAGAUGAACUGUUUGAGGUGAACCACAUCAGGACCAUCUACCAUAUGUUUAUUGCCCUGCUCAUUCUCUUUAUUCUCAGCACAGUCGUGGUUGAUUUCCUUGAUGAAGGCAGGUUGGUCUUGGACUUUGACCUGCUGGUCUAUGCAUUUGGACAGUUCCCUCUAGUGGUGUGCACAUGGCUUUGCAUGUCCCUGUCCGUACUGCUGGUUCCCUACACCUUAUUCCAUCUGUGGUCACAAAGCCAGUCGGGCUCCCAUGGCCAGCAGAGGCUGUACACUUGGCUGUUCGGCUCUGCGUUCCUGCUCUACCAAGGCCUGUGUUUGGGUUUCCUACCAACAUAUGUGGUAGUGACCAACAGUUUCCCGCCUGCUUCUUGCUUCAUCGUCAUCAUAGAACAGGUUCGCCUGAUGAUGAAAGCCCACUCCUUUGUCAGAGAGAAUGUGCCAAGAGUCCUAGUCUGGAAAAAAGACAAGACAAGCAGUGGACCUGUGGUUCCUCAAGUUUCCCAGUAUCUCUACUUCCUGUUUGCACCAACUCUUAUUUAUAGAGACAAAUACCCUAGAAACCCGGUGACCAGAUGGGGCUAUGUGGCCUCAAAGUUACUUCAGGUACUUGGCUGUCUCUUUUAUACCUACUACAUAUUUGUGCGGUUGUGCAUCCCACAGUUUCGCAGCAUCAGUCUGCAGCUGUUCAAUCUGCGUGCCAUGGUCCUUUGUGUCUUUAACUCUAUACUGCCAGGUGUUUUGGUUCUCCUGCUGGGUUUUUUUGCCUUUCUCCACUGCUGGCUCAACGCUUUUGCAGAGAUGCUUCGCUUUGCAGACCGAAUGUUUUACAAGGACUGGUGGAACUCAACAUCUUAUGCUAAUUACUACCGUACCUGGAAUGUGGUUGUCCAUGACUGGCUGUAUUACUACGUGUACAAGGACUUCCUUUUGAUAUCUCAGAAGCGUUUCCGACCAGCCGCCAUGUUUUUUGUAUUUACUGUGUCUGCAGUGGUGCAUGAGUACAUUCUUGCAGUUAGCUUCGGAUUCUUCUACCCGGUGCUUUUCUGCCUCUUUAUGUGCUUUGGAAUGAUGUUCAACUUUAUUUUCCACGAUCGAAGGAAAGGCCCGAUUUGGAACAUAUUAAUGUGGACGUCCCUCUUUCUGGGUCAGGGCGUCAUAAUGUGUCUUUACUCUCAAGAGUGGUAUGCCAGACGGUACUGUCCACUCAAAGAGUCUUCAUUCCUGGACUUGCUGAAGCCUCGUUCGUGGAGUUGUCAGAGAGACCUAAUGGCUGGACCAGAUAAGAUAAGAUGGGAGUAUUGAGAGGAACCCUAUCACCAGUCAAGAUGGACUCCACCAGCCCUCCUCUCACUGUCAUUCUUAAUUUAUUGCAUUUAAAAAUGAGUCCUACAGUGUGUGAAUGAAUGUAUUAGAGACUAUCUGCUGAGAUGCCAAAAUCACAACAUCAAG